This is a messenger RNA of Lycium ferocissimum, 366 nucleotides long. RefSeq lists its product as uncharacterized. Lineage: Eukaryota; Viridiplantae; Streptophyta; Magnoliopsida; Solanales; Solanaceae. The coding region runs from base 32 to 340 and encodes 102 amino acids. The transcript is spliced from 2 exons. The record is from RefSeq and is a predicted model, not a curated record.
UGCUGAGAGCUCAGUCUUGAUAGUGUUAGAGAUGACAGUAGCAAGAAAAACUGGAAAGAUUGAAUCUUUAAAGAAAUUUGAGGCAAAUGGAACUAUGGUGUCAGCAAAGCCAGUAAUGGUGCCACAAAUUGAGGAAAAGAUGAUGGUGAUGCUAAAUGAGACUAGGAGAAAACUUGGCAGCUUUCAGAUUUGUGCACUUUGCACUUGCUGUGGUGGGGAUAAAGGAUACUGCUUGCCCACUUCUUGUUGCUAUGCCAUCAAUUGUAAUAUACCAAACAGGCCUUUUGGUUUCUGUGCUUUCACUCCUAAAACUUGUAAUUGUCUUGGAUGCCAUCUCUAAUACUGAAAUCAAAGCAUCUUUCUUGA